CUCAUUCUCACCGCCUCUUGGCUCAAACGCGCUUUCUCCCGAACUCUGUCCACCCUGCCAACUGUGCCCGCCAUUUCCGCUUCAUCCUCAUAAUCAAUUGCCUGGCAAGCUCUCUGUCCCGCUCCACCUCGCCGGUUGUCGGUGUUUUGAAGUGCCACACUCGGUUUGACCGAAUAUUCGGCCCGCGGCCUGCCUAAGCGCACCACUUGCCCACGGAUCGCGAUCAAAACGUCAUAUUUCCCAGCAUCAGGUUUAGUCCCAACAUCCUGGUAUCCCCGCACCAUAUUGCAUCAAGCUCGCCUUAUUCAAAGGAUGGUUCUAUACAAAUGGAUUUCAUAUGGAGGCUAUCAUCCGACCGAUAUUUCUAAAUCACCCCACGUUACCUAUCUGCGCCUGACUUUACGUCGCUGCACUUUUUGAGCUCCCAAAAUGCUCGGAAGACUUUUAAAUACUGCGGCGUCGUCGCUCAAUCCCGCUGCAUACAGCUCUCGAAAUUCGUCUCAGCUUGAAUCUGUGACCGAGGAAGAACAUACUUCUGGCCUCUUGUUCCCAGACUCUACUCACCUUCGACGAUCGAAUACUCACGCCUACCCGCUACAAACUAGCGUCUUGUCCCCAAAUGCGUCCGCGGCGAGCAGCUUCGACGAUCGAGGUGGAUUCGAGUUAGACGCAACAAAAGAUUUUAGAGUCAUCGUUGCCCAGAAUGCCCUGGGCGAUCGUGAUGAACCUUGUAUCCUCCUCGACAGCCAAGAUGUAAAUGCCCCUGGUGGAACUGUCGGGCUUGGCCUCAAUCCACGGCCGUCCCAACAAGGGCAUAGCCACUCUCGAAGCUCAAGCCUGUCAAAACCCUCAAGGAGGGCUACAGCUCUCAAACCUCAUGCAUUAGAUGUAAAUCAAUUUUCCGGAUCAUCUAGCCUCAGAGAAGCAGACUCCUCGAUGUCCGGUGCUCUAUUCCGUGCGAGGUAUCGAAGUUCGACAUUUUCACCCACCUCCGAGGAUAGUAGGUCUUGUCAAAACCGCAUGACGGCUGAUUCAAACGAAUCUGGCCUUUUAAACUGCAUUUUUGGUAGCAGUGCUUUUAGCUAUCGUGGAUCUUCCACAAAAAUGCAUAUCCUUCCAGCGGAAACGGAGUCAACUGGGGAUGUCGAAGGAUUCAGUGCUCACAGCCUCAAUCGUCGUCUUCCACUCCCCCGCGCACAUACUAGUGGACAUAGUUCGAGCUCAUCUAGUUCAUCACAGGAAAGAUUACGUGUGGGACAGGAUAUCAGGCCCUCCACUACCACGAAAGUGACCAUCCUUGUAACGAGGAUGUUCAGUGUCAACCUUCCUGAGAGCCGCAAUCCUUCAAUGGAUCAAUCUGAACAAUUAUAUUCGCCAAAUUCUCAGCAAUUUAGGGAUUCAGAAUUUCCAUUUCUGGAUGCAAUGAAACGGAAAAAAAUAAAGGAAAAGAAGACGCCCAUGUAUGCAGUUGCAAUAACGAUUAAAUUGCCCCUUGCAAGUCGCAGUAAUGGACGUCCAGCAUCUCGGUGGGCGGCUCCAGGACAGCCUCCGGGGUGGAUUUCAGCCUCCCUUGAUUCAGAUCAUAAAUACCUCGGAGGCUUUUUCGACGACAAUGCUGGACUUGCGACUUCUAACCUAGAUGACAGAAUCGAUAUCUUGGUUGAUCAUUGGGAUGUCAUCACACGCACCUUGUCACAUCUUGAGAAGUUAGCAAGUAAAGAAAUUCUUACUGCUCUGAAACGAGUCGAUUACUUUUCAACUCAGCAACCAAAGCCUGCCAAAGCACCUAAUAUGCAGCGAACAAACCAAACUAUUGUGCAACUUCCUCCAAGGGUUUUAUCAGGCGUGUCGAACCUUAGAUCCGAGGCUGUACGCGCCACUCAAAGGAUUAGCACGGCCCUACGAAUUCCCCAUGUUGCAACCGGCCAAGGUCGAUGGGGUGUUUGGAGAGAAGAAGCCAGGUGGAUCGCUAAAUUACUAAGUGAUAAGGAACAUAAUUUUUUUUUCUUGGUGCUAAUAACUGCAUUUCUGGGAAAUCAUACUGAGUGGCUGAGCUCUCUUGGCCCUGACUGGCAUAGGCGACGAUAUUACCUACAGCAGAGGGCUCACCAAGAUACAGAACCAUCUAUACCCAGUCGCACCGUUAUUGUUUCAACUGAUAAAAUGACUGCUAGACGAUUGAUUUUUGUUCUCUCUGCAUUCUUGCCAACCCAACAACGAUCAGAUGCAUUUGCAUCACCUUUACGACCUGGCACGUCAACUUCCCUAUGUCCUGUUUCCCAGAGUCCUCCCAGUGCUCCUCUUUUGAGACAGGAAUCUCUUCGACGCACAAUCAACAGACGCACACGAGCUCGACAGCUUCAUGAUGACGAGGUUGACGACCAUAGACGUUCACCAAGCGCCUCAUCAACUGAAGCCGGGAUUAUUCCAUUGGAUGAUGUUGAUUUCGUCAAGUGUGCGGAUCAUUACAAAUCCCGGAGAGACUCUGAUGUUCGAUCUAUUAGGACGGCUAGCCUACCCAUACCGUCUAACGAUGCUAGCACCAGAAAGAGCUCCACUGCUACCAUUGCUGCUGCUGCACCUGGCACUGCCACCCCAGUUCCACACUUUGCAUCCCAGCGAGGUAGACGUGGUGCUAUUGGAGGGAGGCGUUUAGCUUUAGAUACUAAUGGAAGCGCAGCCUCUGCCAAUCUUUUGCAGAACCUCCGUAGAAGUGAAGGUUCCAAUCUCGCUUCGGAAGGAGGCGAACAUCAGCCCUCUGGUAGAUGGGGUGGCUUGCUUUUGGGGCUUUGGGGUUCCCGCGAGUCCGCUACUUCUCCAAAUAGAGCUGAUUCACCGUUAGUUGGGAGCCUAAAAGGCAAAACCCCAGCAUCUGGCCCUGAUGGAAACCAAGACAGGCAGGAAGCAAUAAGUAACGGAACAAGGGAAGAAAUCGCUAACGAUACUGUUAAAACGUCUGAUAACAUAUCCGUUCCAACAUUUCCUCCACCUAACGCGGCUUUAUCUGAGUCAGUUGACUCGCGAGAUGCGAGACCGAAACCGGAUAUCCAAAUGCCCAACUCUCCCAUGAAACUCUCGGUGGGUUUACACGAUGGUGUGAUCGAUGUUGAUGUACCUUUGCCUGGAUUUAUCUCUCUGUCUUCUUCGGGAGACUCAACAUUAGCAUCACCCAAAAAGACCCGCACCUCAAUCACUAGUCUUGAUGGUAUUGGUUCAGUCCAUAGUUUUGGUUCUGGAUUCCAUCUCGUGAAUAAUAGGGAGUACGAUGGAGUGCAUGUCAAUGUCGCAGGUUGGUUAAAGCGCUGCCAUGAAGAUUUCCUUCUUCAAGCUGUCCACCCGUACCACACAUUGGAAGCAGAUAUCAAACGUGCGAUGUCUGCUGAACCUACUCCGCCUCAUAUUCUAUUACCUUUCCUUUCCGACUUUGACGGAACCCUCCUUGAGAAGUGGGUUGAUGUAUGUACCACGCUCGUUGCAGAUACAAAAACCUUUACCGUGAAGAAAUUGCGCUUGCGACGCAGAAUCACAACCAACCGUUCUCGAACAGCUUCUCAUUCUCGAGAUAAUUCCCGUCAACCUUCACUAUACGAGGCUCCUGAAACACCGUCUUCCACUUCGCAAUCUCCAAACUUCUUCUCUGGGGCUACCAAGACACCAACCUCUCCUCGAUCACCGCGACUAGACCCGUUCGAUGUAGAAGAAAUCUUUGUCGAAGAACCGGUUAUGGACCUUGACCCAACCCUCGUUGAUGCUAUCGAGAAAGUUUUAGCACGGAGCGGAGAAUCGUCCCUAGCUCAUUCUAGGGCACCAUCGCCAAAUCGCAAUCGUAAGGAUAAACCAAGCAACCAAGGGUCAGACAAACAGGCCGCCAACCCACAAGCGGAGCCUAUCUCAUCCGUCGAAGUUCCGCGGAAUAAAUGUAGACGUAUAGUCCUAGGUGCCCUUGAGGAAGUUGUCCGCAGCGUGGCAGGGGAACAUGGCCAGGAAGAACCAGCUUCUGUCACUGGCAACGUUCCAGGAAUGCCCUCGUCCCGUCGUGGAAAUGGCACAGGCGCAGUCGCAGAUAACACCUUGAGAGAAGGGAUAAGGAAAUGGCUCAUCGAUAUCGAAGAAGCUUGCUAACAUUUACCAGUUUACACUAUUUAACCCGAUCAUACUCUACGCUAAAGCUAUUUCAUUGCGUCACAGUGCCUUUUUUCCAGGUCUGUCUUGUUCGUCUUGAAAGUUUAUCCCGGAAUAUUCUCUCUUUCUUCAACCAUUUAUUUCGUUAUUUUCGGCGCGCUACAUUUUGUAAAUACUUUGACAUUUUAAUACUUUUUGGUGUUGCUGUUGGUUUUCGCACGACACUCAUGAGCCGGAAGGCGCCGGGGUGCCUGCAGCCAUUUUUGUUUCCCCCUCAUUAUUUUGCUCUGGAGCGUAUGAUACCCUGUCUUUUCAUUUGUGCUUAUUCUGUUUCGUGAGACACGUCUCAGUACCUGCGAACUUUCAGUUCUAACACAAUUCUCCUCAAUUCUUUUCCCUAGCUGCAUGCGACUUGCAUGCUUUAUGAGCAUAUAUUUUAAUAUUUGUCUCUUGUCAUUACAUUAUGUCUAUCUUUGUAUCUUUUUGCAUCAAACUUUAUGUGUCACUGCUGUCUUGAGUUAUAUAUUUUAUUUUAGCAUUUAUCUUCUAUUUACUGAAUUUAUAUAUAGUAAUUUACUUUGCAAUUUGAAGUUAUUUAUUCUACAUUUUAAUGUUCAUAUUUCAUAUUUUAUUUUUUA
This is a messenger RNA of Blastomyces dermatitidis ER-3, 4760 nucleotides long. RefSeq lists its product as uncharacterized. Gene Ontology annotation, cellular component: cytoplasm. Lineage: Eukaryota; Fungi; Ascomycota; Eurotiomycetes; Onygenales; Ajellomycetaceae. The coding region runs from base 430 to 4122 and encodes 1230 amino acids. The record is from RefSeq and is a predicted model, not a curated record. Gene Ontology annotation, molecular function: ATPase inhibitor activity; protein-folding chaperone binding. The transcript has a single exon.